Miniopterus natalensis is the source of this 732-nucleotide messenger RNA. The record is from RefSeq and is a predicted model, not a curated record. NCBI's taxonomy places the organism in Eukaryota, Metazoa, Chordata, Mammalia, Chiroptera, Miniopteridae.
AUGGCCAACCCGGUGCAGCUUCAGUUUCCCCCCGCGCCGGAGCCAGGCACUGCCUCACCCCUGGAACUGCCGGAGAUGGAGAUGCUUCUCACCAAGGCGGAGAACAAGGGUGACAAGCCCCUGAAGCUGCCCAAGUCCCUUUCCGGGGCUCUGGACCUGGAGCAGAACGGCCACGGCCUGCCCUUCAAGGUGGUACCCGAGGGGCACCGGGAGGCUUCACUGCCCCGGUCGCCCUCUCGCGCCAGCUCGAGGCGGGCAUCCUCCACUCUCACCACCUCCUAUGCCCAGGACCGAGAAGCCCCCAAAGAUUACCUUAUCCUUGCCAUCGCCUCCUGCUUCUGCCCCGUCUGGCCCCUCAACCUCAUGCCCCUCAUCUUUUCUAUCAUGUCUCGAAGUAGCGUGCAACAGGGGGACAUGGACGGGGCCCGGAGGUUGGGCCACCUUGCCCGGCUGCUCAGCAUCACCUUCAUCAUCAUGGGGAUCAUCAUCAUCAUUGUGGCCGUGACUGUCAACUUUGCAGGUGAGGCCCAGCCACAUGCCAGCUUGCUUGGUGUGAGGACAGCCAAGGGUGUAGCCUGGCCCCCUGGGACAGAGGCGUUCAGAAGAAAUAGGAGUCACCAGGCCUCUGCCAGCAGCGGCAGCUCUGGCCAGCGGGACGGCUCCCAGCCCACCCCCACCACCACCGAGGACAGGACAGUGCCUACCAAGGCCCACCUGUCCCCAGGCUCCUAA